UCUACACUUCAGUCAAAAAUGCCUGUAAGUGUUGCUUUUUGUUAAGUGUGCAAUUUUUAGUAUAUCCAGCUAAAGGUUUCAUACCAAGGACAACUGAAGGAGAGAUAGCAUUCUGCAUUUUAGGAAAUAACUCCAUUAUGGCACCACUGGCCCGUUUAGCGUUUCUUCUGGGAGUGUUUCUGCUCCUGCAGGAUGUGAUUUCAGCGAAACGGCCUAAGGGGAAAGGCAAAAUGAAGCAAAAGCUAACUGAUGGCAGUAUGGACGAAGAUGAGGAGAUCCGAAAUAUCAAGGACAAACUUGCAAUCAUCGAAGCAAAGCUUGACGGCUCCUCAGACUCAUCUGCCAUCAAAGGUGGUUGCCAAGGAAGCGGAGUUCACUUUUACUUCCACUCCGGAGAUGAAUCACACCCUAUGUCUGACCAGGACCAGCACGUGCACGUUCAUCUCGAUGGUGAAGACUCGGGGUCACAUGAAGGUCAUCAUCAUCAUCAUCAUCAAGAUGAAUCACAUGAUCAUGAUGAACACAUGGACAGCCACGAUACGGACCACGAUGAUCAUCCUCACGAUCACUUUGCGCAUGCUGACUUCUCUAACCCCGACGACAACAUCAUAGGAUUCGUUCAAGUGCAACAGAAUACGAACGAACGCGGUGCAAACUUCUACUUCGAGUUCAGUAAGCUGCCAGGCAAUGACGCUGAGUUCCACGUACACGUGCACGAGUUUGGUGAUGUUUCAGACAAUUGCAACAACAUUGGUGGUCACUACGACCCCAUUCUCCCAGACGAGGACGUUGGUAAUCUUGGUCACAUUGAGACGAAUAGCAAUAGCGCUGUAGAGGGAGUUUGGAAAAACGGCACCGACCUUACGAUCUACGGAGACCACUCAAUUGUUGGACGUUCAAUCGCGAUUCACGAAUCUGAUGGUACCAAAAUAGCGUGCGCUGUCAUUGGCUGGUGUUCUGAAAACACCCAUCACCACCAUGAUUAAGGCGAAUCAAAAGUACGGAUCACAGUCCUGGACACAGAAAUUUGCCUACUUUAGUACUUACUUCUCUUGAAAGCUGAGCUUAUAGUUUUUAGAAGUUGGCCUAUUUACAUGUGUGUUUUCUUUCAUUAUUUUCUACAAGCUUUUUGAAUGUAUAUAAUCAUUGAAAGCAACUGUUUUGCUAGUUGCAUGCCUAUAUACACAUUUUACUCUUAAUGUAAAGCUUUGAAAUACAGAAACACAUACGACUUA
Molecule: messenger RNA, 1235 nt
Organism: Mya arenaria
Lineage: Eukaryota; Metazoa; Mollusca; Bivalvia; Myida; Myidae
Exons: 7
Coding region: 138-986 (282 amino acids)
Biological process (GO): removal of superoxide radicals
Molecular function (GO): copper ion binding; superoxide dismutase activity
Source: RefSeq, a predicted model, not a curated record